AGUACUACAACUCCCACAAAUCUUUGCUCGCUUCUACUCGUGUAUGGCAUUAUGGCGUCUUCUUGAAUCGUAGAUACGUCGCAAAUAUUUUGUUGACAAGUGAAUAAGAUGGCAGCUGAUUCCACAGACAAGAAGGAUGUGGAAUCCUCAGGGACCAAAGACAGGGAGAGGAAACGCAGCCGUUCACGAGAACGGGAUCGUAAAGUUUCACCUUCACGCAAACGCCAUCGGUCCCGUGAACGAAAUCGCUCCAAAUCUGCAGAAAGAGACCGGCGCUUAAAAGACAAGGACAGAGACAAGGAACGUGACAGAGAUAAAGAAAGAGAGAGGAGUCGUAAAGACAGAGAUGGUCAUCGACGCGAUCGCAGCAAGAAGUCCAGGAGUCCUUCACCAAAGUCAAAAGAUGCCAAGAUAAGGAGAGAGAAAGAAAUAAAAGCAGAAGAGGAGGAAGAUGAAAAAAAGAAGAAAGAGAAGGUCCAGCCACUGUCUUUGGAAGAGCUUCUGGCCAAGAAGAAGGCAGAAGAGGAAGCAGAGGCAAAGCCCAAGUUUCUGUCCAGAGCAGACCGGGAAGCCGAGGCUUUGAAACGCAGGGAACAACAGGUAGAGGAGAAGAAGAAGUUGUUGGAAGAUGAGAGAAAGAAGAGAAGGAUGUUUCAGGACAUGGGGAGAAAAAUGCUUGAGGACCCCCAGGAAAGGGAGAGACGAGAGCGGAGAGAGCGAAUGGAACGAGAGAAUAACGGUAAUGAAGAUGAUGAUGAGCGACAAAAGCUCAGAGAAGAGAAGGAUAAAGGCAAAGAACUCCAGGCCAUCAAGGAGCGCUACCUGGGUGGGCUCAAGAAACGUCGAAGGACUCGUCACCUGAAUGACAGAAAGUUUGUGUUUGAGUGGGAUGCAUCUGAAGACACAUCAGUCGAUUACAACCCAAUUUACAAAGAAAAGCAUCAGGUCCAGCUGUAUGGAAGAGGUUUUAUCGCUGGCAUUGACUUGAAGCAGCAGAAGAGAGAGCAGUCACGUUUCUAUGGUGACCUGAUGGAGAAAAGGCGCACGCUGGAAGAGAAGGAGCAGGAAGAGACAAGACUCAAAAAGAUGCGUAAGAAGGAGGCCAAGCAGCGCUGGGACGACAGGCACUGGUCUCAGAAGAAGCUGGACGAGAUGACGGACAGAGACUGGAGAAUCUUCAGAGAGGACUAUAGUAUCACCACCAAGGGAGGAAAGAUCCCGAACCCCAUCAGGAACUGGAAGGAGUACCUGCUGCCUGCACACAUCCUGGAGGUCAUCGACAAAUGUGGCUACAAGGAUCCCACACCUAUUCAGAGGCAGGCCAUUCCUAUUGGUUUACAAAACCGUGACAUCAUUGGCGUGGCUGAGACAGGUAGCGGUAAAACUGCUGCAUUCCUGAUUCCACUGCUGGUCUGGAUUACCACCCUGCCAAAAAUUGACAGGAUUGAAGACUCAGACCAGGGUCCUUAUGCUGUGAUCCUGGCCCCGACUCGUGAGUUGGCACAGCAGAUCGAGGAGGAGACCAUAAAGUUUGGUAAACCACUCGGCAUCCGUACAGUGGCUGUGAUUGGAGGAAUCUCAAGAGAGGACCAGGGCUUCCGUCUCAGGAUGGGCUGUGAGAUUGUGAUCGCCACUCCUGGCCGUCUGAUCGACGUGCUGGAGAACCGCUACUUGGUCCUGGGCCGCUGCACCUACUUAGUCCUCGAUGAAGCUGAUCGUAUGAUUGACAUGGGCUUUGAGCCCGACGUCCAAAAGAUUCUGGAGUACAUCCCAGUGACAAAUCAGAAACCAGACACUGACGAAGCAGAGGACCCUGAGAAAAUGAAAAUGAACUUUGAAUCUGGAAAGCAUAAAUACCGACAGACGGUCAUGUUCACGGCCACUAUGCCUCCAUCUGUGGAGAGACUGGCCAGGAGCUACUUGAGACGUCCUGCUGUUGUAUACAUCGGGUCUGCGGGCAAACCUCAUGAGAGAGUCGAACAGAAGGUCCUGCUUAUGUCAGAGGGAGAGAAAAGGAAGAAGCUGCUGGAGGUGCUGUCGCACGGCUUCGAGCCUCCCAUCAUCAUCUUUGUCAACCAGAAGAAGGGUUGCGAUGUGCUGGCCAAGUCGUUGGAGAAGAUGGGGUACAAUGCUUGCACGCUGCAUGGUGGCAAAGGCCAGGAGCAGAGAGAGUUUGCACUUUCCAACCUCAAGGCGGGAGCCAAAGAUAUCCUGGUGGCCACAGACGUUGCUGGUCGAGGUAUUGAUAUCCACGACGUCUCAAUGGUCGUUAACUACGACAUGGCUAAGAACAUUGAAGACUACAUCCAUCGUAUCGGCCGUACAGGUCGUGCUGGUAAGAGUGGUGUGGCCAUGACUUUCCUAACUAAAGAGGACUCGGCAGUGUUUUAUGACCUGAAGCAGGCCAUCCUCGAGAGCCCUGUGUCUAACUGCCCCCCAGAGCUGGCCAACCACCCAGAUGCUCAGCACAAACCUGGAACCAUCCUGACCAAGAAGAGACGCGAGGAGACCAUCUUUGCCUGAUUUUUUUCUGUCUCAGACUGUUUUAUCAUGGUUUAAAUGGACACAUUGUAUAGUUAUGGUGUGUUAAUGUCACCCACUUCUUCUGUUGUUUCUCACCUUAUAACUCAUUCUGGCAGUCAGUUUUUGUCUGUUAGUCCAGUCUGCAGGUAGAAACGGACACAUUAACUGGUGCAGAAAUCAUCACAGGUUGUAAGACUCAAUUGUGGGCAGUUGUGAUCCACGCUGAAGCUCAUAGUUGAUUUGCUUUUAUAAACAAGAGCCAUAAUCGGCGAGCAGGAUGCUGCAUUGUACAAAUACGAUUCUUCAGUUAUUAAAUGUGAUGAAUAACCACCAGGA
Molecule: messenger RNA, 2859 nt
Organism: Monopterus albus (swamp eel)
Lineage: Eukaryota; Metazoa; Chordata; Actinopteri; Synbranchiformes; Synbranchidae
Gene: ddx23
Product: DEAD (Asp-Glu-Ala-Asp) box polypeptide 23
Exons: 17
Coding region: 109-2523 (804 amino acids)
Molecular function (GO): nucleic acid binding; ATP binding; RNA helicase activity
Source: RefSeq, a predicted model, not a curated record